UAAAAACUCUGUUAUAUUAAUUUACAGAAAAAUGGGAAGUACUGAAAAAAUGUUUAUUGGGGGUGAAUGGGUUGAGGGGGCCUCAAGACUGACUUUCAUAGUCAGGAAUCCAUUUAAUAAUGAAGAGUUAUGCACUGUGUCUGAUGGAGGUGUAGAGGAUGUACGUCAAGCAGUUGAUGCAGCACAUCAAGCUUUUCCACUCUGGAGAGCUGUUCUUCCUAGAGAUAGAGCAGAAUAUCUCAGGAAGAUAGGUGACCUCCUGUUGGCUGAAACGGAUCGACUGGCAAAGAUAUUAACCCUGGAGAAUGGUAAACCCUUGGAGGAGGCGAGGGGGGAAAUCAAGUUCUCAGCUUCAUUCUUUCAUUGGUUUGCUGAGGAGUGUAGACGGUCCUAUGGUGAUGUUAUACCCUCUCCUGUAAGCGGAAAAGAGCUGUUUACUAUAGUUGAACCUCUGGGAGUAGCUGCACUUAUUUGUCCAUGGAAUUUUCCCAUUGGAAUGCCUGCAAGAAAGGUAUCAGCUGCACUAGCUGCUGGCUGCACUUGUGUUAUUAAACCUGCAGAAGAUACUCCUCUCUCUACUAUAGAACUUGUUAAGAUCAUACAGAAGGCCGGUAUUCCACAAGGGGUUGUUAAUGUUAUUACCUGUAGUCGGGAUAAUGUUCAAAACAUUGGAACAGAACUGUGCACCAAUCCUAAGGUGUCGAUAGUAUCAUUUACUGGUUCCUGUGAGGUGGGAAGAACCCUAUAUUCCUUGUGUGGAAAAUCUUUGAAAAGAGUUGCUUUGGAGCUUGGGGGUAAUGCUCCAUUUAUCAUUUUCAGUUCUGCAAAUCUGCAAUCAGCUGUGAAUGGUUUGAUGGGGGCCAAAUUCCGAAAUGCCGGUCAAACCUGCGUGACCGCAAAUAGAAUUCUAAUCCAAGAAGAUGUUUAUGACGAGGUCUUGAAGAUGUUUACGGAGCAAGUUAAAAAACUGAAGGUUGGCAAUGGUAUCGAUGCUGAAUUCCAACAAGGACCAUUGAUAAACAACAAACAAAAAGAGAGGGUUGCAAGGAUUGUAGCAGAAAGCGUAGCUAAAGGUGCAACUGUGGUUUGUGGAGGGAAACAGGAGGGUAAUGGAUUUGAACCAACCAUUCUCACAGACUUAACUGUGGAUAUGCCGUGCUGGAAGGAGGAGAUAUUUGGCCCCGUAGCCUCAAUACUCAAGUUUAAAGACGAGGCCGAGGCUGUGAAUAUUGCAAAUAACACUGACAGAGGACUUGCUGCAUAUUUUUACUCUAGUGAUUACCAGCAGAUAUCCCGUGUAUCCCGGAGUCUUGAAGCUGGUAUGAUCGGAGAAAAUGAUGUAGCAAUAUCAACCACUGAGGCCCCAUUCGGUGGUUAUAAGAGUUCCGGGAUCGGCAAAGAAGGAUCAAAAUAUGGUUUAGAUGAAUACUCAAACAGAAAACUCAUAUGUAAAGGGGGCCUGUAAAAGCUGCCGAAGAAGCCCUUUGCUUUAAAUAUACAGUUUCAAAAGGGGUCAUUUUAAAAACAGUAAGAGAAACUCUAUGUUUUAAAUAGAUAAUUUUUGUAGGGGUGAGUUUUAAAUAAAAAGAAAUAAACUAUAUACAUACGUUU
This is a messenger RNA of Eurytemora carolleeae, 1611 nucleotides long. RefSeq names its product succinate-semialdehyde dehydrogenase, mitochondrial. The coding region runs from base 32 to 1465 and encodes 477 amino acids. Gene Ontology annotation, molecular function: succinate-semialdehyde dehydrogenase (NAD+) activity. The transcript is spliced from 14 exons. The record is from RefSeq and is a predicted model, not a curated record. Lineage: Eukaryota; Metazoa; Arthropoda; Copepoda; Calanoida; Temoridae.